This is a messenger RNA of Cylicostephanus goldi, 570 nucleotides long. The record is from the annotation of a GenBank genome assembly. NCBI's taxonomy places the organism in Eukaryota, Metazoa, Nematoda, Chromadorea, Rhabditida, Strongylidae.
AUGGUAGAGCAUGGGUACUAUAACUUCCUGAACUGGUUCGAUGAGCGAGCAUGGUAUCCGCUUGGACGAAUCGUCGGAGGAACAGUAUGUCUGAGCCACGGUUUAUCCUGGGCUGAUGUUAACCUCUGGUACGAUUCACUGGCUUCUGGACUCACUGAACUUCCACGUCCAUAUCAGGUUAGUCCAUUUGCUACUCAGUGUAUUCACACGGAAAUCUGCGUAUUCCUUGCACCGACUUUCUCCGGGCUAACUGCUAUCGCCACUUAUCUGCUAACCAAGGAGCUAUGGUCUGCUGGAGCCGGUUUGUUUGCUGCAUGCUUUAUUGCUAUUUCACCUGGAUACACAAGUCGAUCUGUUGCCGGAUCUUACGAUAACGAGGGUAUCGCCAUUUUUGCGCUCCAGUUCACAUACUACCUAUGGGUCAAAGCGUUGAAGACUGGCUCCGUUAUGUGGGCAUCUUUCUGCGCCCUCUCAUAUUUCUACAUGGUUUCCGCUUGGGGAGGAUACGUGUUCAUCAUUAAUCUCAUUCCGCUUCAUGUACUGGCUCUCAUCGUCAUCGGUGAGUCGCUG